Molecule: messenger RNA, 1470 nt
Organism: Helianthus annuus (common sunflower)
Lineage: Eukaryota; Viridiplantae; Streptophyta; Magnoliopsida; Asterales; Asteraceae
Product: serine carboxypeptidase 1
Exons: 9
Coding region: 12-1469 (485 amino acids)
Biological process (GO): proteolysis
Cellular component (GO): vacuole
Molecular function (GO): serine-type carboxypeptidase activity
Source: RefSeq, a predicted model, not a curated record
GUACAACUAAAAUGACGCGAAUGUCAUAUUUGAUGUUAAUAGUUGUUUCACUUUACCUUAUCGGUAUUUCUGUUGCAAGCAAGGAUAACCAGAUCAGCAAACUAAACAAAUUGAUCAAGUCGAGAAGAUCAGAGAAUCCACCGCAUGCAGAAUCAUGGACAAAACAAGAUAUAUCAAAUUUAUCUCCGGUUUAUACGGUACCUCAAGAAGGAUCAUUGGAGGCAGACAGGAUUGAUAAGCUGCCAGGCCAACCAGUAGCGGAUUUUGAGCAGUAUGCAGGAUAUGUAACAGUAGACGCAGAGGCUGGAAGAGCGUUGUUUUAUUAUUUUGCUGAAUCGCCUCAGAAUUCUUCAACCAAACCUCUAGUCCUGUGGCUCAAUGGAGGACCUGGAUGCUCAUCCUUUGGAUAUGGAGCUAUGGAAGAACUUGGACCCUUUCGGGUCAACAGUGAUGGGAAAACACUCUACCGCAAUGACUAUGCAUGGAAUAGUGUGGCUAAUGUAAUAUUCUUGGAGUCACCGGCUGGAGUGGGAUUCUCAUAUUCAAAUAGAAGUUCUGACUACACAACAGGCGACAAACAGACAGCUAAAGACUCGUAUACUUUCCUCGUCAACUGGUUAAAUAGAUUCCCUCAAUACAAAACCCGAGAUUUCUUUAUCACAGGUGAAAGCUAUGCUGGCCACUAUGUACCUCAGCUUGCUUCCCUCAUUGUCGCAGAGAACAAGAAAACAAACCAAACAGUUAUUAACCUCAAAGGAAUAGCAAUUGGGAAUGCUUGGAUAGAUGACGUGACCUCUUAUGAAGGGAUGUUUGACUAUUUCUGGACACAUGCUCUAAACUCUGAUGAGACUAAUGCAGGAAUCAACAAGUAUUGUGAUUACAUUUCUGGAAAUUUCUCCGAUAAAUGUGAGGAGUAUCAGAGCCAAGGAUACAAUGAAUAUGGUUAUAUCGACAUAUACAACAUCUAUGCUCCGCUAUGUGAUAGAGAUGCACAAAAACCUGGAUCCCCGGGAUCUGUGAAGUCUUUUGAUCCAUGUUCUGAUGAUUAUGUAACCACCUAUCUGAAUCGAGCGGAUGUGCAAGAAGCUCUUCAUGCCCGAAAUACCUCAUGGUCGCCUUGCGGUGGUGUUGGAUGGACAGACAGCCCAACAACCAUUUUGCCUACUAUCAAUCAGCUAGUUGAAGACAAGAUUAUUGUUUGGAUAUACAGUGGGGACAUCGAUGGACGGGUCCCAGUAACAUCCUCGAGGUAUUCUGUAAACAAGUUGAAAAUACCAGUAGUGAUUCCAUGGCGACCGUGGUACUAUAACAAAGAGGUUGGAGGAUAUGUGGUAGGCUACGAAGGAUCAAUGGUAUUGACGACAGUAAGAGGCGCAGGGCAUACAGUCCCGAGCUACCAACCACAAAGAGCAUUAGUCAUGAUCUCAUCAUUCCUUCAAGGAAUACUUCCUCCAUCUUCAACCGAAUAAU